UUUUGUAUGAAGAAAAUAUGGCAGCCACUUUUUGCUUCCUGUUUGAUAAAAAACUUAAGAAAUUGCAUUUCUUGUACAAUUAGAUUUCUAUAUUAAAUUUGAUUCAGAACUGAUAAUAAAUGCCUAGUUAUGCCAAUGGAACCAAGAACCAAUCAGCCGGAGGUCUGGAAAAAAGGCCAACAGGUUGUUGCAAAUUAUAAUUUUCCCGGUUCAUCAAAAGAAGAUUUACCCUUUAAGAAGGGUGAUUUAAUUACAAUUAUUAAUAAUACAAAGGAUGUGAAUUGGUAUAAAGGAAAGAACGAAAGUGGACAAGAAGGUAUGGUGCCUGCAACCUACUUACAGAAGCGCAAAGAAGUGCAGUUACAUGCUAUGCCCUGGUAUCACGGAAGUAUAACAAGAGAGCAGGCUGAAGAUUUACUCCAGUUUAAGGAAGAUGGCGUCUUUUUAUUAAGAGACAGUGUACAUUUCCGUGGGGACUUCACAUUGUCUGUCGUGUAUUAUAACAAAGUUGAACACUAUCGUGUGAUUUUACGACAGAAUAAGCUGGAGAUUGACGGGGGAGAUUGUCAGUUCCAAACGUUAAUUGAUCUGGUUGAGCAUUAUACAAAGGAUGCUGAUGGUUUAUGUACAAGGUUAUUACAACCUUUACAGAAGAAAGGAUCCAGUUUCUCUGCAGUAUCAGUACAGGAUUUUGAAAGUGGAGGAUGGGUGAUUAGUCAAAAAGAUUUACAAAUAUAUGAAUUGAUAGGAAAAGGAGAAUUUGGAGAUGUAUACAAAGGAACUUACAGAAAUCAAGGUGUAGCAAUAAAAGAAUUGAAAGAUAAAGAACGAGCUGGUCAAGCUUUCUUAAAAGAAGCUUCUGUGAUGACGUCUAUGAGACAUCCAAACUUGGUCCAAUUGAUAGGUGUUGUUAUAGGCGACACUAUACAGCUGGUUACAGAAUUUAUGGGUAAAGGAAAUCUGGUGGAAUAUUUACGGUCCAGGGGGAGAAGUGUUAUAACUAAGAAAGAUCAAAUAGAUUUCACUGAUGAUAUAUGCUCAGCCAUGCAGUAUUUAGAGAGUAAAGAUUUGGUGCACAGAGAUUUAGCAGCCAGAAAUAUUUUAGUAAAUGAUAAUAAUACUGCCAAGGUUUCAGAUUUUGGUUUAGCUAAAUAUGGAGAUUAUAGUGCUGAAGGAGGAAAGUUUCCGAUCAAGUGGACAGCCCCUGAGGCUCUCAGAGAUAAUAAAUUUACAAAUAAAUCAGAUAUGUGGAGUUUUGGGAUUUUACUAUGGGAAGUUUAUUCCUUUGGAAGAGUACCAUAUCCAAGAAUACCAUUAUCAGACGUUGUUAUGCAUGUGGAGCGAGGAUACAGAAUGGAGGCUCCAGAUGGUUGUCCACAAGAGAUUUACAAUAUCAUGAUGCAGGCAUGGGAAAUAGAUCCAAAACAACGUCCAACUUUUAAACAAGUGCUAGAAAAAUUAAACAAUUUACGUGCAACAACUGUAUAGUAUUUUUUUUUGUACCUUAUGUUUGAAUAUUUAUUUCCUGGAAAUAUACUUUAUUACUCAAAAAGUCACAAAGAGGGCAUGAUAUUGGCAAAAGAGUUCCUCUAAAGGGAAAUAACUGUAGAUUGAAUUAAAACAGUAGAUUCUGUAUUCUUUUUUGUUAUCCUUUGAAGGAUUUUUAUAUGAGCUUAUUAUUGUGCAGCUGAUUAGUUGCUUUCUGAAUAGGUUUGUUAAGUUGAAGAAUUCUAAUCUUUUAUCAAGAGUGAUGGAUAAUUCAAGAUGGAUAUGAAUCAUUAUUUGCAUAGACAAUAUAUUAGUCAUUACAUAUGGCUUGUAAGCAAGAGUAUUUUUUAAAUUGUGUAUUAAGUACAAGUUGUAGAAGGUCAUCUUAUAUUAAAUCUUAGUAAUUCCAUGUCAGGAGUGAUGUCUCAUGGUGAGAAAUAGAUAUGAAGUGAAAAUAUAUAAAAAAGAGAUGAAAAUUUACACAUACUAUCAACUGGUGAUAUUGUUUCCAAUUAGUAAUAAUCAUUUGAAGUUGUCCUUUCUUUUAAUUCUAUUUUUUGUUAAAGUAUUUCAUUCAUUGUAUUUUGAAAACCAUGUAUGCAUUUUUUAGAUAAUUAAUUCAAUGAUGAGGUAAAAUUCUGUACAUAAUAUGAUUAUAUUGCUAUUGUAAUAUAUCGCUAAUUAUUUUAAAUGAUUUUUAAAGGGCACUUAUUCUCCAAAUAAUAUAUAAUUGAAGAAUUUCACCUGUUUAGCCACAAAAAUAAACCUAUCUGCAUAAGUGUAAAUGUUAAGUUGUUUUAAAAUAUUUUAUUAAAAAAAAAGAAAGUCUUCAUGGCUUUUAUUAUCCACCUUGAUUUUAUUGAUUGUGAUAUUUAGAUUCCAGUCUCCACCAAAUAUAUAAACAUGAUUGUUCAAAUAUUGAAAUUAAAGAUUAUUGCAUAUCAGUGUUGAAAUGACUUCAACCAUGUAAUUUUCACUGAAACAGUAAGUAGUACAAAGAUUCACUAGGUUGAAUGUUGUAAAGAAACUUUUGGUGAAAACUGUAAAGAAGAUAACUAGCAGUUAUAUUAGAAUGAGUUAAAAUAAAGUUUUGCAUAGCCCUCUGCUCUGACAUUAUUUGUCAGUAGAAAAUAUUUUUUUUCAGUGUUCCUAGACAUUGGCAGUACUUUUAUUGAUUAUUAUUUUAUUAGUAAAUUCAUCUGACUUUACACUGUGAAUAAGUUGUAGGUAAAAUCUAGUUACAUAAUCAUCAGUGAAGCACAAUGUUCACUCAAAAUCUAUUUUUUGAUAAACAUUUAAAUUUGAUCUAGUUACAAAUUGUAGGAAGAUUUUUAUUAGGAAUUAAAAAUAUAAUUGAUUUUUAUUACUAUUCUGUUAGAUAAUAAGAGUUGAAAACCUUGAUGAAUCCCUAAAGUUCUUUAAGAACCAACUACCUUAAUUUUUAACCAUGUAUAGUGAAUGUAUUUAGAACGAUGAAAAUAUGUAUACUACAUUUGAUGCAUUUGGUUUAUACUACUUUAACAAGGUUUCAAGUAAUUGACAGUGUUAAAAAAUGUAUUUUUUCAAAAUUAAAACUAUUUGUGUAAAAGAUGAUGACUUAAAAAAGGUGGAAUGAAUUCCUUGUUGAAAUAUAAUGUGUGGAUGUAUGAUAGUUCAAAAGCUAUAUUCCUCUAUGUGAAAUAUUUUUUUAUACUUGUAUAUAGUAACCAAUUAUCUGACUUGCCAAAACCAUAUAUUAUAUGUAUGUUCAUGAUCUGAAGAAGGGUAGGACUUCUUUUUCAGGACAAGUGAACAAGUUUUGGUAUAUAUAUUAUUGAAUAAAUAAACCCUUUUUUAUAUGUUCAAUGAUAGAUGUCAUAGUUCAAGUUAAAGAUUCAGUUAUGACAUUUAGUACUUUUUUCUUAAAAUAUUAAAAGGAUUUUGCCUAAAAGUUUGGACUUUAAUUUAAUUUUUAUUUUGAAAAGGUUUAAAAAGUUAAUCUGAUUUGCUUUUUAAUUGCUAGCAAGUAGCAUUGAUUUGAGUUUCUGCAAAGAGUUUUUAUAGCACAGGUAAAGGUAUUUAAUAGUUACUACUUUCAGAACUUAUAAUACAAUUGAUGUUCCAAGUGAGUAUUUGUACAUGUAUAAUGAUGAUAAUUAAAACUUGCAUACUUUUUAGUAGUUUAUUUCCAUCAAAAUGAGAUUAAUUAAAUGUCUCAUUUACUACUUCAAUAUGAUAACUUCUGUGAAGUAGUUUCACCGAGUUAAAAUUUUGUAAUUUCUAGGUCCAAACUUGUUCACAAGAAAAUUUCCCACCUUUUAGUACACAAAAUUAUUUCUGAAUUUAAUUUAGUUGUUCUAGUGACAUAUAACUGCAUUUCCAAGUUUCUUUUUAAAAACUGUUUGUUUUCAUGCAUCAUUUGAAAUUGAGUAAUGUUUAUUAGUCAUGAACCAUAGGCUUAUAAAAUUUUCUGAUUGUGUCUAAUUUGGGUAUUGUAAUGGAAGUAAAAUAAAGUUAAAACAGCUUGUCUUUAAUGAUAAUGUUUUGUUGUGAAAUUGUUGUUCUUCAGCUUUGGUAAAGAGGACUAAAGCAACUAUUUGCAUGCAUGGCUUUGAACUUUCUUCUAGAGCUAGCUAGCUCAUUGCUUACGUAUUUCAUAUACAUGUACUAGAAAGGGUCAUACAUACAUGUAGUGAUCCUCUGUCUGUCCAUUUCCUUAAGGUUUCCUGAUGACUUCAAUACCCUUGACCAACCAAACAUUUUAAUAUUUUUUUUACAUGAUAUCAUUGGCACUAAAAUUUGAGUUUAGUUUUUUGUUUGGUGGAUUUUACAUUUACUGUUAAAGAGUUACAUCCCUUGGUUCUCUGAAUGAACGUUAGAGGUAGCAGUAUCUUUAUUUCUAAAAUCUCCUGAGGGUUGUUUUUAUCUUAUUCCUAAAGUUUUAUUCUUUGGUUUAUUGUUAUUUGGAUAAAAAGGCUGUAUGCCAGCAUAAUUUAUGGCAGCUUUAAAUUUCCUAGAAUUUUUUAAUAAACUUUAACCCCCUGAAUUUAUGAUUUUUGAUAAAGUUGUUUGUAUUAUUAUAAAACAUAAUUUAUAACAAGUAGGCAAGAUGUAAAUGUAGCAUUUUUUUUUAUACUAUAUGUCCUUUACUGCCUAAAUUUAAUAUUUUUCUUGUUAAUUUCUCUUAUACUUAUAUCCUAUUUACUAAUUUUAGAUAUGCUUCAAAAAUCAUUAGAACAAAUAUACCCAUAACUUCUUAUUUCAAAAUAAUACAUAUAUUAUAUCAGCAUUAUUCUUUAAAUUUAACAUUAAAUAAAUAUAAAUUUUCAUAUAAAUCACCAGCCCAGUAGCAAGUACUUCGGUACUGGCAUGAAAAUACAGAUAUUGUUAUGAUUUAAAUUUGCUGUUUCAAAAUUUCGAAAUCAUUUUAGAUUAAGGAAUGUAUCUCCCUCAUGCAUAACUAUGAUUCCUUGUCAGAGUUUGGGUGAACUUUUUGUCCUUUUUGUUUUAUCAGCUCUUCAUCGUUUCUGUCAGGUUUUAGACUUUCAAAUAUUUCGGCCUCGAGCAUCACUGAAGAGACAUUAAUUGUGGAAAUGUGCAUCAGGUGUAGUAAAAUUGGUACUGUUGAUGUUUUCACCAAUCACUUAACUUGCUUUAAUGAUUGAAAGAAAAUAGGAAAGUUAAAUGUAGACAAUCUGUUUUAUUGAAUAAUAACAGAGUUUAUUGUUUUUUUUUACUCAUGUAGUUAUAUUAUGGAUAGAAUAUAUAAGUUAUUUGUAUUGUGAUCAAAAGAAAGGGAAAAUUGGUGUAACAUUUAUUUUGUGUACAGGAAUAAAAUUCUAUGUACAUGUAUGUUAUACAUAUUUAGUAAAGGAAAUUAUUUAACAGGUUUUGGAAACAUUCAGUAAGAAAACGAAUUUUUAUACUGAUUUAGGAUGCUGUGGAUCUAUAAAAAUGCCAGAAAUAUAAACAUAGAUUUUGGUUAUUUUUUAGUUAAGAGAUCAUAGAUAAAUUGUGAAGUAUAGAGUGAGUGAAACACAUAUUUAAAAUCAAAAUCAUUUGUAUAUAGAAAGAAUGGAGACAACACACCAACAGUUACAUAAAUCUUCUUUUUAUCAUUCAGAGACCCAAAGUUCCUUUAGUCAUGGCAGCAUGUUAGUAUAUUUUGAAAGACUUAAGAUAUUUCAGGGACUGUUCAAAAUCUCUUUAAAGUUUAAGCUGACUACUAGAUAUAAUAAAAACUAAUCUUCUUUUGGAUAUUUUAAUAUUGUAGUUUUAGUAAAGUUAUUUGACCAUCUAUUUUUCUUCACCUUCUUGAGUAGACAUAUUAUUUUAGUUAAUACACCAAGAUUGCUUCUUCAAAAUAUAGAAUGCCAGGCAAAUGAAAAGGAUAUGUGCACACAUGCCAGGCCAGGCCAAAACACUAUUUAUUCAAUUUUAAAAGAAAAGUAUGACAAAUGACAGUUUACACUGAAGAUGAGUCUCCAGAAAUAUAGUGUUUUUCAAGUGGAUAAUGAGAAUUAAACAUUGAAAUAUGAUAAAAAUGUGACAUUUAUUGAGAUAAACAUGAUUUAAAAAAAAUGGAAAUAGCUUCUUUGGUGCUUUUCAUGAUCAUUAUGCUUGGCUUAUUGUGGCCUUGUUACUAUUUGAUAUUAUAACCUGUGUAAAGUAGAAUACCAUGCAUCAUUUAGCUGUUGUGCAUAAUAAGUUUUCUUUGCUUGCUCAAGUUGCAAAAUCCUAAAUAAUUUUUCGCUAUAGAACAGUGUUUGAUCAUUGUGUGUUAGCAGUAGCAUUAGAAUUAUACUAUAUUUUGUCCAAAAAAAUUUCCAACCUAUUGUUUAUAAUUUCUUUACAUUUGACAAGUCCACCUAGGAUAUGUUUAUCCAAUUUGCAAGAGAGUUGAACUUGCUCCUUUCCAAUCACAAAUUAUGGAAAAAUUUGUAUAGUAUAAAUGCUCACAAUGUCAAAAUUGUAUAUGGUAAAUGAAAUAAUGAAAUAACAAAAUGUUUAACAAUCACAGUAUGACAUAUCAUGAUUGAAAAGAUUUCAGACUCUUAAGCAUACAUAACCUACAAGAUUUGUGAAAUUGUUACCUCUCUUACCAUUUUUCUCCUGGUGCAUUAUAUUCUUUCAGCCUGACAUAAAGUUAACAUUUAAAAUUUCAACAGGCUUUUAAUAACGAAAGGCCAUUCAUUGUCACACUUAGAUUUAUACAGCUAGGAAGAACUAUAGAUUGGGCAAUAGUCGUAAUCUGAAGGACAUACUGUCACAUUUGAAUGUCUUCUAUUGCAGUAAAUUUUUGUUUUCCUUACCUUUCUGUCCAACAUCUGUUAUUCGGGAACUGCGAUGCACCAUAUUUCUGUAUAACCACAACAAAUGUAUGAAGCAUUUACAGAAACAAUAUAGUCCCGAGUUUAAAUAUUAUUUUAUAUUGAAGUGUUUCAAGGUCUCAUUCAAUCAAGUCUCCUUUUGUGACUUUUUUCUGGACAUCAAAAAGGGAAGCAUUUGCACACUUUUACAGUAUAAAAUAUAUAAGUAUUAACAAGGCGUGUUUUAUAAGAAUUUCUUUGUUUUGAAGCACUUAUUUGUAUGGUUAAGUACAUGUACAGAAUUGUUUUGAUGUUAUAAUUUGAUACAUUGGAGUGUAUAAAUGUGAUACAAGCCUGUAUAAACUGUCUGGUGUACAUGUAUAUCAUUUAUUAUAAUGUAUUGUUAUAAAUAAAUUUAACUAUUGCUAAA
This is a messenger RNA of Mytilus californianus (California mussel), 7206 nucleotides long. RefSeq names its product tyrosine-protein kinase CSK-like. NCBI's taxonomy places the organism in Eukaryota, Metazoa, Mollusca, Bivalvia, Mytilida, Mytilidae. The record is from RefSeq and is a predicted model, not a curated record. Gene Ontology annotation, biological process: protein phosphorylation. Bases 130 to 1488 code for a protein of 452 amino acids. Gene Ontology annotation, molecular function: ATP binding; protein binding; protein tyrosine kinase activity. The transcript has 12 exons.